Sus scrofa (pig) is the source of this 3535-nucleotide messenger RNA. RefSeq names its product TUB like protein 3 (gene TULP3). Gene Ontology annotation, biological process: protein localization to cilium. The record is from RefSeq and is a predicted model, not a curated record. Gene Ontology annotation, cellular component: cilium. NCBI's taxonomy places the organism in Eukaryota, Metazoa, Chordata, Mammalia, Artiodactyla, Suidae.
AGUGCUGUGUGCGGUUGCGGGGCGGGGUCCCUGGACCCGGGUGGCCCCCGCUGCGGCCGCGUCGCGGGUGUGGACCCGGUCGCAGCUCUCCCGGCGGCGGGAUGGAGGCGUCGUGCCGCCGCCCCGGACCCCGUGGGGACAGUGCCUUUGAAGAUGAGACCAUGAAGCUUCGGCAGCUGAAACUGGAUAAUCAGAGAGCACUGCUGGAGAAGAAGCAGAGGAAAAAGCGCCUGGAGCCGCUCAUGGUCCAGCCGAACCCCGAAGCCCGGCCGCGUCGGUCCAGGCCAAGGGGCAGUGAGGAGCACACGCCCCUGGUGGAACCUCAGGCUCUGCAUGAUGGCGUCGUUCUGCAUGGCAUUGACGGUCCUGCUGCCUUCCUGAAGCCAGAUGCUCAAGAUUCGGAAAGCGGACUUCAUGUUCUCUCAGUGGGAUCUUCUGUCACAGAGGAGGAGCCUGAAGGAAGUGCCUCGGGGGAGAAGACCGGGGGCCCUGCCUCCAAACCAGAUCUUCAGGACAUUCUCCAGAGACAUGGUAUCUCAGGGAGUUUGAACUUUGAUGAGGAGGACACUGACGGGGAGGAAGAAGAAGGGAAAAAAUUAAGUUCUCAUUCACCAAAUUCAGAGGCAGAGAGACCCAGUUCUGCAUCCAGCCAGAAACCAACCACAGAUACAGCAGCUUCUGGGACGGCAGCCCAGCAAACUGAUAACCAGCUGGGAGAAAUAGACAACUUGGAGGGCUUCGCAUACAGCCCUGCCCCUCGAGGUGUCACAGUCAAGUGUCGCAUCACCAGGGAUAAAAAAGGAAUGGACCGGGGUCUCUUCCCCACCUACUAUAUGCACUUGGAAAAGGAUGAAAAUCGGAAGGUAUUUCUUCUUGCAGGUAGAAAGCGGAAAAAGAGCAAAACGUCCAACUACCUUAUUUCCACUGAUCCAACAGAUUUAUCUCGUGAAGGGGAGAGUUACAUUGGCAAGCUCAGAUCCAACCUCAUGGGGACCAAGUUUACAGUUUAUGACCACGGUGUCAGCCCAACCAAGGCGCAGGGUCUGGUGGAGAAGACCUACACCCGGCAGGAGCUGGCCGCCGUCUGUUACGAAACAAAUGUACUUGGAUUCAAAGGCCCCAGGAAAAUGUCUGUGAUCAUUCCAGGGAUGAAUAUGAAUCAUGAACGGAUCCCAUUUCAGCCACGAAAUGACCACGAGAGCCUGCUUUCAAAGUGGCAGAACAAAACCAUGGACAACUUGAUUGAAUUGCACAACAAGUCCCCGGUCUGGAACGAUGACACUCAGUCCUACGUCCUGAACUUUCAUGGCCGGGUCACUCAGGCUUCUGUGAAGAACUUCCAGAUCGUCCAUGAGAGUGACCCCGACUAUAUAGUCAUGCAGUUUGGACGCGUGGCGGACGACGUGUUCACGCUGGACUACAACUACCCGCUGUGUGCACUUCAGGCCUUUGCCAUCGGGCUCUCUAGCUUCGACAGCAAGCUGGCCUGUGAGUGAGAGAAAAGCAGCCCUGGGCUUUCUCUCCCAGAGCUUUCCGGAACAGGCAGCCGCACCCUUGCUUUUGCCCCAGGAUGUGAAGAGUGACAGCCUGCCUCUUUGGGCCUGACCCCUGAAAGCACGUAGUGUGCACACGCACAUGUGUGUACACGUGUAUGUACACCCCUCCUCUGGGGCUCGCAGCCUAACCUGGGUGAGAGCUUGCCCAGCACCUGCCCGGCAGCUUCUGCACCUCCAGAGGCCGAGUCCUGUUCUUGGAAACCUGCAGCCAGAAUCAGCUUUUCUAAUGAUCAGGUUCUCGGGCCUCUCUCUCUUUUUUUUUUUUUUGCUUUUUAGCGCCGCACCCACGGCAUAUGGAGGUUCCCAGGCUAGGGCUUGAAUUGGAGCUGCAGCUGCUGGCCUACCCCACAGCCACAGCAACUUGGGAUCUGAGCUGCAUCGUGACCUACACCACAGAUCACGGCAAUGCCGGAUCCCUGACCCACUGAGCAAGGCCAGGGAUCGAAUCCGAGUCCUCAUGGAUGCUAGUCGGGUUCGUUAUCGCAGAGCCACAACGGGAACUCCCAUGGGUCUCUUUUCUUGAAGAUCUUUUCAGAAAGGGCCAGUUCCCUGAAUUACUUUGGUAUCCAGGUCAGCGGCCAGACGGUGUCUCCCCCGCUCAUCCCUGCGUGGCUGGUCCCUCCUUGGAGGCGGGGCUGUGCUGCGGGAAGCAGGCUGGCCCUGCCCUGCCCAGGAGUCUCCCCAGGUGUGGGCCUGGCCAUUUUCCAGGAUGGGUCCAAGGUCGUGAAGGCACUGAGUGGGGGUGGCCGCCCCUAGGAAGCCACAGUCCAAAAGGGAUAUGAGGAGGGCCCUGGCCUCCACUGUCAUGUAGCUUGUACCGUGUGUUGGGGACCACGGUUUCCAUGGUAUCAUGUCAGUGAUCCUUUGUCGACCACCCAGCAUGUGGGGAAGGGCCCGGGGAGCAGUGCUCGGCUCUCUGCUUUGUGGGGGAAUGUGGCACCCACCCCUCAGGGCUUGCUGUCUUCCCCAUGGGGCUCGGAAGGCACUAUGUCAAAGUCUCCCCUGCCCAGGGCCAGCUGGCGGGCUCCAGCCUUAGCCGGAGUGGCUAUGGCCAGAUUGGUGCUGAGCAAUGUGAGAGCUUUACCGUCUUUGUCUUAAUUUUGGUGUAGGCCGGGCACAGCAGCUCUGGAGGUGACAGUUUAGUUCAGGCUGGGUGUUUGGCCCCGGCCCUCAUCAUUUUCAGCCAGGAGUGCCUCCCACUGCUGAGCUCCUGCAGCCGCCUGGGAGGGGAGGGGACAGUGUGUGAUGUCAAGAGCUUGGGACCCCUCUCCAUGAGAGGUCUCCUCCACCCUGGGGCCUGGCUCAUCUGUGCACAUCGUGUCACUUUUCCUCUGAGUUUGUAAGAGUUUUAGCCUCUGCCGGCAAAUCCCGCGAAUCUGUGCCCAUUCACAGCCUCUGAGUGGGCCUGAGGCUUGAGGAUCCAGAAUGCGGGAAGCCCUGCCCUGGUGGCGGUUGGCUCCAGAGCCCCGUGCCCUGAGCUUCGGCCAGCCCCGGGGUGCGGCUCCCUGCUGUGGGCUCCUUUUCUGCCCCCUCCCCGCCACAGCUCCCUGCCAGCAGCAGCUCAGCAGCAGCAGGAAGGAGACCUGGGCUCAUCCCCACAGGCAAGCCCAGCCCCGCCAGCUCAGUCUGACGCUGUUGGUCCCCCUCAGGCCUGCUUCGCUCAAGUGCCUCACUGCUGUGCGAGCUCUCCAGCCUCCUACCCCAGCGGCCUGACGUGCCAUCUGACGCACCGCCUCGCUGACCGCAGAAGGCUGUCCACUCCUCUCCAGUUGCCAGAAUGUGAAGUGUCCGGGGGGAGGCUGGGGAGGGGGGAACUGCCUCCGACCUCUGACCCUGCUUCCUCCGGCCACCCUGGCUCACAGACAUGCCCCAGCUUCAUGUACUUUCUGCUUGAAUGUGCAGGCGAUUGAUUUUACAUGAAUCAUAUUUAUACCUUUUGUAUGCUAUGGAAGUGAAAACAUGAUUUAUAUACAAAUGUA